AUGUCUGCCGAACUUGCUGUCGUCUACGCUGCUCUCAUCCUUGAGGAUGACAAUGUCGAAAUCACCGCUGAUAAGCUCCAAACCCUCGUUGCUGCUGCUGGUGUUGAGGUUGAGCCUAUCUGGUUCUCCCUCUAUGCUAAGGCCCUCGCUGGUCAAGACCUCAAGGCCCUUCUCUUGAACGUUGGUGCUCCUGGUUCCGGUCCCGCUGUCUCUGCUGGUGCCGCUGCUGGUGCUGCUACUGAUGCUCCCGCUGAGGAGGCCAAGGAAGAGGAGAAGGAAGAGUCUGAUGACGAUAUGGGUUUCGGUCUCUUUGAUUAA
Mucor velutinosus is the source of this 318-nucleotide messenger RNA. RefSeq lists its product as uncharacterized. Bases 1 to 318 code for a protein of 105 amino acids. NCBI's taxonomy places the organism in Eukaryota, Fungi, Mucoromycota, Mucoromycetes, Mucorales, Mucoraceae. Gene Ontology annotation, cellular component: cytosolic large ribosomal subunit; ribosome. The record is from RefSeq and is a predicted model, not a curated record. Gene Ontology annotation, biological process: cytoplasmic translation; translational elongation. Gene Ontology annotation, molecular function: protein kinase activator activity; structural constituent of ribosome; ribonucleoprotein complex binding. The transcript is spliced from 3 exons.